Abrus precatorius (Indian licorice) is the source of this 1561-nucleotide messenger RNA. Its product is annotated as trihelix transcription factor ASIL1-like. Lineage: Eukaryota; Viridiplantae; Streptophyta; Magnoliopsida; Fabales; Fabaceae. The transcript has a single exon. The record is from RefSeq and is a predicted model, not a curated record. The coding region runs from base 312 to 1202 and encodes 296 amino acids. Gene Ontology annotation, cellular component: nucleus. Gene Ontology annotation, molecular function: transcription cis-regulatory region binding.
GGGGAGUGAAAGAUGAAAAGGAGGAAGAAAAUGGAGGAAGGAGUGGGGAGUGGGGGAGUGAGGAGUGAGGAGGAAAGGAGAAACAGGAAGCUGAAGAAAAUUGAAAAUGCUAGAAGAAUGGGGGAGUGAAGUAAGUGGGUGCGCGUUGUAAGCAAGGCGCACGUUAGCCCCUUCCCCCACCAAAUGGGUGGUGCCCUCCUCGUCCUAUCCUGUCCACAUCUCAAAACCAGCCGCACACCCCAACCCACCACCACCCACUAUGUUACCAUUACCAACCACUCUCUCUCUACCCUUUUCACGCUCUCUCUCCAAUGGCUUCCCCCACCCCUCCCUCUCCCUCAGAUCCUCCCUCCGCCGUUCCCCUCGCCCUUCCCGUCGCCGCACCACCCUCCUCCCGCCGCCUUCCUCCGCCCUGCUGGUCCCCCGACGAAACCCUCGCCCUCAUCGACGCCUACCGCGACAAGUGGUACUCCCUCGCCCGCGGUAACCUCAAAGCCACCCACUGGCAAGAGGUCGCCGACGCCGUCGCCCACCGUUGCCCCAACGCUUCCCCUCCUAAAACGCCCGUUCAGUGCCGCCACAAGAUGGAGAAGCUCCGCAAGCGCUACCGCACCGAGAUCCAGCGUGCUCGCUCCCUCCCCCUCUCUCGCUUCAACUCCUCCUGGGUCCACUUCAAACUCAUGGAUUCCAUGGAGAAAGGUCCCUCCCCUGUCAAACCCCAAAACGAUUCUGACAGUGCCGACGACGACGACGACGAUCACGAUCCCUUUCAGGAUAUCCACAACAACAACGCUGGUCAUGGAUCUAACACGAGGAGCUUAAACAAGUUGUAUAGGAACGGGUUUGGGGGUUCUGGUGGCCCUGGGUUUAGGAUUCGAAUUCCCACUGCGCCCAAGAUGUUUCCGAAUCAGAAAUUUAACCCUAAUUUGAAUCAAAACCCUGCCUCUAAUUUUGGGGCGAAGAAGAGGGACCCCGUGGGUGAAGUGGUGUCUGCGAUUAAGGUUCUUGGAGACGGCUUCGUGAGGAUGGAACAGAUGAAGAUGGAGAUGGCGAGGGAGAUUGAGACCAUGCGGAUGGAGAUGGAAAUGAAGCGCACUGAGAUGAUUCUCGACUCUCAACACCGAAUCCUCGAGGCCUUCGCUAAGGCCCUUUCUGACAACAACAAGAAGCCUAAGACUGUCCCUUCUCCCCAACAACCUUAAACAACAGUAACGCCAAUGCCGAUCGUAGUUUCUGGUGCUUUUCUAGUUUGUUUAGAUAUACUUCUCUUUUUGUAAUUUUUAAGGUUAGAUGCGGAGAUUUCCAAGUUCAUCAGUUCUAGGUUGAUGAUUCAUUUCGUACUCUUCAUUUUCCUGCUUUCCUUUUUAUCUUCAAAUAAAACUGCAGAACAGAAUCUGAAUCUCUUGCCACAAUAGUUUCUGUGCUUUGGAUUUGUUACGAGUAACAAAGAGAGUUAGUGGUUAAAUUUUCCCGCAUAUAUUUAUGCCAUUGCCUUGUUUUAAGUAUUUGUGGUGGGAUGUAUAUAGUCUUGCCAGAUGCAUAUCCUCAAGUUAUUCUUAUU